GGAGAUGGACUUUGAGCAUUCACGCAUUAGUGUGGAUGAUGUUUCCAAGGCAACAAGCUUAUUUUAGGUUGUAACUGAAAGUGUGUGGGAGGGGUGGAAUAUUAUUGAACAACCAAAGCGAGAGCUGGUGAACGUUUUCUGACCAAAUAAGUCUGAAAAGAACAAAGAAGCCUGCUGUUCUUAAAUGUUAAUGCCAAAAGUGUUAGUUAGUACAACCCAGCAGCAAAAACACCAAAUUAUCAGACUUAUAAGAGUCUGAUAGUAAAAAUACAGGGCACAGAGCCAAGAGAGAAGAUAACACCUACCACAAGUAUCUGUCCACUCUGCCCCUCUGUUGUAACUGAGGUGGAAUAACGCCGAGGUGCAGAUGCAAACAUCUUCUGUGAGUGGAAAAAAACCUGCGUGUCUAAAAAGUUCCAGUAUUCUCAUGUUUCAUUGGCCAUCUUUUAACUCCCAUGUCUUGAUUAAAUCAAACCUCUUAUCAGUGCAGCACAGUCAUCCUCUGUAUGCAAAUCUCAAAACCACUGAGCAGAAAUGACACCUGUACAAUAGUGCACAUGCCGACACCUGAACACACUUGUAGUUACAAAGUGCAUUUUAUCAAUAUUUCUGCAAGAUGUCAAAAAGGGGAACUUUAGAUUGAUGCUGUGGUAGAUAUGGGAUCCCAGUGGAAAAAAUCUCAACAUGGAUGGGAAAAUGACUUUGUGUGGACAUCCAAGACUGUACUGUGAGGUGGCAAUCUAUAGCUUUGUUUGUACAACGCUAUAGCUUUGUCUGUAGUCCAGAUUUUGGAGCCCAAAGUUAGUUUAUUUUUUCUCCUCAGCACUUUUUCUAUCACAUUUAUCAGUCAUAACCAGGGAAUCAGAUUAUCUACAGGAUCAAACCCAUAGGAAAACUCUCCUCCUGUAGCCAAACAUGAUAGCUGAAAGUGAAUAGGAGACACUAAAGACCCAUUGCUGACAUGACUAAAGAUUGGGAGACCUUUAUAUGCAAAUGAGCCGAGUUUUGCCUCCCCAAAGAGUUCAACUGAAGGUACAAGAGUAUUUAUUAAAGGUCACAGGGGUUGUGUUUCAUUCCAUUCCUCUGCCAGACGAUUCUGGAAUUGCCAUCUGGGGAUAAAGGUAUGAGCUCUCAUAUUUCAUUUUUACAUCUAAACUUUAUUAUGUUUAUUCUGUCUGGUUUGGUUAUGCCUUUAAUUUUUUUGCAUAUGGUUUGCAUAUGCUUUUGUGUACAAGAGUACACAAGUUAAUGAUAGCAGAAAACAACACUGUCAAUAUGUGCAGUAUAUCUCAUGCCAAGGCAGCUUGAAUGAAUGCUUAAGUUAGGACUGUUUAAACCCUGUGUGGUUUAAUUGAACAUUAAUACAGUCAUCACAGAUUAUCCUUAAUCUGCUUUGGGCUCAGAGCUUCUUAACUGUUUCAUUUGCAGUAACCUCAUUUUCUCUAUGGGAAAUUCUUACUGGACCUGUGCAAAGUCAGAAAGGUACCUCAACACUAGACGUCAAUCUGCAUAGCUGCAGAAAUCUCUGUGCACUUAACAUGUGAGCUGAUUAUAGUCAGAGACUUAUUCCUACUCUGUGUCAGGUUGGUGGGUUGCACUGAUUUUUCCUGCUGCUAUACUUACUGUUACUGAUGUGCAUGGGUCGUGCUUCAGUAAUUGAGGAGCUAAGGAUUCAUGUUUGCAUGUGAAAAGGAAACUGCAAGAGACAUGGUUUAUAGGUUAUUUGUUCUUCAUAAUGUUCACUCAACAAUGAGACAGUUGCCAGGAUUUAUGAUGUUUGAUGUUUUACUUCCAUUUGAUUAAAAAGACUCAUUCAUGACACCAGCUCUCAACCUUAGUAUUUCUACAAAUGACUGCAGACUGGACACUUUAUUGUAUGUGCAUUUGUCCUGAUGUUUUGACUUGGCAUGCAGAAAUCAGAGUCUGUUGAUCCUCGCUGUGCUGGCAUGUUUGAUUAUGAGGUCUAGACAAAGGUUGUCUCUCGUUGAUCACAAGUAUAUAGAGAUACACAUGCAAAAGUCCAGGUGAUGUUGUAGUCUUUAUCAGCACUUGUGGCAUCCAAUCAAAUAACUUGAUUCCAAAGGAACUGUUGUAUAAUGGCAAAUACACAUUGACUGCAAACACAGAUUGUUGCGCUAUCAUAGUGUUGACUUUUGUGAAAUGCCUCAUUUAGACCUGUGGUUGUGUGUAGAUAUUGUUGUGGGUAACUACCAAGAAUCAAUAUGAAAUGGAUAGUCAAGUUAGUAUGGUUAUUAAUUUCUUAAAGCUAACUGUAAGCUUAAAGGGGCAAACUAGGUUAAGCUAGUUUGAUAUUUCUUCUCAAAUAAUUAGAUAAAUAUUUCAGUCGAGUUCUCCAAAGUGUCUGCAACACAAGACCUAUAUCCAUUAAAUCCAAAAUAAAGGCAUAUUGAGGUCUGAGACUUUCUAAGCACUGGCCUCAGUCAGGGUAUUGGAUUUACUAGAUUUAGAUGAUAGUGUUUGUACUUGUUCUGCAUAAACUCAUUUUUAAAAAUUAAAAAACUGAGUAAAUACGAAAGAUGAGACAUUUUUCAGUGCUUGUAAUGGCCAGUGAAUAAUGAUUUUGUCCACUUCCUGAUAGAGCCUAACAUCCGCUGGAAACAAAUUGAACUUUAUCGGGGUGAACUUUUUAAGCUGUUUGAUUGUUAUAGACCAGGGUGACCAAACGUCCUGUUUUCCUAAGACAUGUCCUGUUUUCGUGUUUGCCCUGGCUGUCUUGGUUGUUUUUAAGUGAUGAAAAUCCUGGUUAUCAUUGUUUGUCAUAGGGCCACUAUAGUAUAUUUUUUGUGAGUUGGUUUUUGUAAGUUUGUGAGAACUCUUUUUGUUAAAGUUGGAUUGCUUAUAUAGCAAAGGUAUUUUAUUUAUUUCUUCUGAUACAGAGAAGGCAUUAUUUCUAACGUUACUUCAUUAGUUAUUUUUGAAACUUGUCACAAUAAAACAUGUUGAGUAACCUCCUAGAAGCCUACCUAAAUGUGUGCCUUUAGUUUUAGAUAGUAUUUGGUAAUAUAACAAUUUUCUAUUCAUUCAGAGGAGGCAUACUUUAAAUGUAUUGAAAUCGUAAGUGGUCUUUAGAGUAAAGUUGGGUUGGAGUAUCAUUUGAGUAUCUCAUUGCCAGAUCGAGUGUCCUGGAUUCCGGAAAUUAAAAUAUGGUCUUCCUAUUAUAGAGUAUAGAAACAAAUUCUAUAUUUUUAAGUAUUAGUAUUUUUUUUUAUAAUAGAGCGCCUUCCUCUGAACAUUGCUCCCCGUUAUUGUUAUCCCCCCGCCUCCUCCACCUACCGGGUGAAACAGUUUAACUGAUUACAUCCUUUAAAACAAUCACACACAGGUGCACAGUCAAACUACUGCUCGUUUUUUUUCUCUGGAGGGAGAGCCUUUGACUUUUUGUGUGGCUCGGUUAAAAAAAAAAAAGAAAGGUGUGGGUUUUUACACGUUAUUUUAUUCAAAGUAUUUUUUAUAAUUACGACACGGUUUUCCCUGAGCAGAGAAGGCGUGACCUAUGAGGCAGGCAGAGGUCACACUCAGCAGUUAGCUGUUUGGAUUGGCAAACCGCAUUAGCUUGAAAUAGUUCAACUUCAGUCCAGUGCAGCGCGAGCCUCGAGCCACACCGCUGAGCUGCUCGUGGUGGCUUUCCACUCACCACUGCGGGCCACUGCUCCAGCAGUGAAGAUCGACAAGGUAGGAUUCAUCAGGAAGCAAAAGUCUUAUUCAUACUGUGGAGUUGCAAGGCUGUGUUGCAGAGGACACAGAGCCGAAUCACCCUUUCUCUGUUGGGAGUUUGUCCACACGGCAGAGCCCUUGCUGCAAUCACUGGAAAUUAUCUUUAGUUAGCUACCUCCUAUUUGGCAUAUGAUUUGUUUGUAAUGUUGUUGUGUAAGCUCUAAAAAACUAAAACUAAUUCAGUUGAGAUCUCAAACGCUGUCUGGGUGCUGGUCUUGUCCUGGAUUCUGCACAUGUUGAUGAGUUGUUUCAGACCUUUCUAAGACACAAUUCACAUCUUGAGAGAGGUUGGAUUUAUUUUGUGUAGUUUUCAUUUCAUUCAUGUUCUGCAAAAGGUCAGUGAUGUUUGCUCCACUGUCUGUCACUCAAAGUUUUCUCAAGGACUUUGUGUUGUUUGUUCCCUUUUUAUUGACAAGCUGUCCUGAGACACUGAAACAGGUCUGUUGUGCAGCACUUCUCUGCCAUCACUUGUUUUGUUCUGUUACACUUUUCUUUAACUCUCUGCAAAGGACUCAACACUGUUUAUGUGCCGUAUUUACUUGACUACAGUCCAAGUUAUGCAUGAGGAAAAUCUCAUUUCAUAUUUGCAUCAGGACUACACAGUGCGUUUUGGAUACUGCAUUUGCAAAGAUGAUGCAGAUGUUUAACAUACUGGCCCUACACAGGCCUCUCAUAAAUGAGAUGAAGCCUCAGUUAGCUGUUAGCUUCCCUUGCAUUAUCUGCGUCUGUUACUUGAGAUUGGGAGAUUGGCUGGAAUAGAAAGGCUGUCACUGAAUCAGAACUUGGGUAGAAAUAUGCUUCAGUGUUUAUUUUUAUUAAUGCCACUAUUUCAUUAUGGUAUAUAACCAAGGGCACUAUAUAGGGCUUUCAAAAAUUAAAACAUUUGGAUUUGUGACGUGGUCAUGCCUUUUUGUAUAAUGUCUUUUUGUAACCUCAGAAUCCCUGGCGGCACCCGGGAGUUUUUCAGUCCUGGCAUUUGAGUAUCAAACUUUUAUGAUACUGCAUUUACUUAUCCAACAGAUUUCAUGUUUUGGAUGAUUUUUUCUCUUGUCCUGAAAAUACUGCAGUCCUUCUGUUGUCCAUUAGCACAAUAGCUUUAUUAAUUCAGAAAACGGUCAAGGAGCUGACUGGUCUGUGUGCCAGCAAAUGUUUUGGUCCCUCUUAAGGUUUUCUUUAAGCCUUCUCAGGCUAAGUCCACCAUCCUUGCCCAUUUUUAUGCUACAUCAGCCCUCAACUACUGCACUUUUGAGUUCAUAAAGUAUUAAUCACCAGCCAGGUAAUUGCAAAACGGGUCUAGCAGUGAAAAAAGUGGACUUUGACUGCUAAAAUGGUUAUUCCUGUAAAACUAGCCUCAUUUCAAAAUAUCAGAAAGCUCAUGUACUGUCACAUGGGCAGGUGGACUUAAAUUGCUGUGGGAUGUGGGAUCUGCAUCUGAAUGUGUUUGUCUCUCUUUAUUGCAGGUUCUGUGACGAGUAUGGACAUUCUGGACGGUCUCACAACGGUAAGGGAUAAACCUGCAUCCCUCCCUGUUGGAUUUGACAUCUGUGUAGAUUAACUCGUGGUAUCCUAAAAUGAAGACGUCAAUACUUGAAAAUACUAAUGUUUAUUGUUUUGUGUUUUUUAAAAUAAAAACUCAAGCAUCUGUGUAAACACUAAUCAUUGAUUUUUGCACUUGCAGGAGUUCAUCAGCAUUUGUGUCCGAGACCCCAGGCUUGUCAGAGAUGACUUCUGGCACACACACAUCGACUACGAGAUCUAUGUGCAUGUGAGCACUGACUUACCUGCCAAUUUUUUUUUUAUGAAAUAUAUUUUUCUUCAAAGUUUGGGUCCAAUUAAUUGAUGUUUCUCUUUUUAGACGAACAGCAUGUGUUUUCGAAAAAAGAAUUCAAUCGUAAGGCGGCGAUACAGUGAGUUUGUUUGGCUUCGUCACUGUCUGGAGCAGAAUGCACUCAUCCUGUAUGUUGAGUUUUUUUUCCUCUUACCUCAGAUUCAUUACCUCUGUGAUAUGCAGUAGUUUAAUAUUGUUUUAAAUAUGUUUAAAGUGCAUAUUCUUCCCUGUGUAUUUUAGACAAUUACCCAAGUUGCCACCAUGGAACCCAUUCAUCAGCUUGAGGAACAAGGACCAGGUCUCCCACAGGAUGCAGGGCCUACAAGAGUUCUUAGAAUAGUGAGUGGCUGUACACUUGAGAAAACGACAGUAAUCAAAUAAAAGCAUUGCCACCUAGUGGUAUCCUUUUAAACUCCACCUGAAAGCGUUUAUUGAUGUGAUGAUUGUAAGAUCAGUCAAAUUACAGAUGACCUUGUUAGACACUAUUCUGUCUGGUAAGUGUCACUGUCGUGUAACACUUUUCAUCUCCAGUGUUCUUCAUGCGCCUCUGCUGUUAUCGGACAGUCGACUCCAUCUGUUCCUUCAGUCUGACCUAAACAUCAGGAGGAUGGAGAGGUGUGCACGUGGUAAGACCAGAUACACAGUGGCUGAAGCCAUCCAACGCACCAGCAGCAGCGGCUACGUCAGCAGGCUAGAGGAGAAGUCGUCCUCCUGUGACUCUGACUAUGAAAGGUAAAGAACAGACAGAUGGUUCACUUUAGGAAAAAAAAAAAGUUAUCUUUUAACAAUGACCCCCUCCCCCUAUCUUUUCCUUCCUCAGCAGCUCUUCAUCUUCAGGUGUGGGACUGAGUGUGGACACACCACUGCGGGGAAGCCCCCUCCUCUUCUUCGAGUCCUCUAACAGAGUCCCAGAGCUGUGCAGCUGUCUAUCGCAGUCCAAGAACCCGUACAGUUCGUCCUGAAGCUCAGCAGUUUUACCUGACCACUCCCUCUGUCUGUUCAGCCAUGUAUGAGCCUGUGACCCUCAGCAGAGCUCCUGUUUCUCUUAAUUCGCUCACAAAGAACAAAGUGCUUGGUUUUACUUUCUUUAGCAGGGUUAUUGUAAAGAAAAUGUGUUUUAAUUAUUGGCUCUUGCUUUUCUCUUAAACCAGUCCUGUGGUUAUUUAAGUCAGUGUGCCAGAAAAAAAGUUUUUUGUUUUUUUUAAAUGUAUAGUAAACUUAAAUUUAUUAUAAAGAGUUCUUAAGUAUUUACUUAGGAUAUUUUUAUGUGCUUUGGAUAUGUGCUGUGGGGGGGGGAAGAAUGUUUUAAAUGAGUGAUUCCAUUUUUUUAGAAAAACAUUUGUGACUUGGGAUUUGUUAAUGAUGAAUAAAUGGUCAUUUUAUAAUGAAAAAGGAGACUUAAAUGACUUUUCUUCAGCUGCUCCUGAAGAAGUUCUGUUGAAUACAGUGCAACAGUGGUGCAAUUCCACUUCAGCCCAGUAGGGGGAGUGUAGACAUCAUGGGAAUGAGUGCAUGCAGAAGAGAAAUGAAGGUCUGUAGUACUGCUAGAGGUGAUACAAACUUUCAUAGCUGAUUGUGCAUCAUUUAUGAUCUUCAUAAGAGCUCAUUGUCAAAGUGUGGAAACAUUUAACAGUGCAAACCAAGGUGCAUUUAAAUUCCAUAUCACCCUGUUAUUAAGCUCUACAGGGUUAAAAACUGACAUAGUUUGAUAUUCUUGACUUUUUCAGAAGUCUAGAGUUUCUUUGAAUGUUCGAUUCUCAGAUGAUGCCACCCUCUUGUAUUGGUGUCCCAUGUGCAGUCGUGUUGUGUGCAGACAGUAAAACUCACAAGAUCUUUACCUUAGCAUAUGCAGAGUGUGCUGCUUAUAAUUCAAUAACAAUAAUUCCCACCUGUAAUGAGGUUCUAAGUUCAUUUUUUUUUCAUAAACUGUUAUGAAGGAUUUUUACAGUGCGCCUUUGUUCAAAUAAGACCCUGUCUGAAAAUUUCAAAGUUGCUCCACACUUUCAUUUAAAACUAAGCUGAUUAAUAACCUUCAUUAAAAUUUACUGCAGGGCUGUUACGCCAGACCAAACGUGUCUACUGAGUGGGCAACAGGGUGUAGUUAAACCGCAGUUGCUGUAACAUUAUCCAGAUGUGUGUCCUUUUCCAGCGGAAUCUCUUCUACUUGAAGUAUGGGUGUUCGUAGAUCCACCGAGUGUGUGCAUGUUCUAUAGAAUAACUGUCAGUGUUGUAAUUUGACAAGAAGAAACCCAGGUCACAUUUCAGCCCCCUUGUCACUACUUUCCCAGGUGAGAGGGUCUAAUUAAAGUAAGAUGACAAAUUAAUUUAACUAUUACAGACGCCUCUUGGGAAUCAACCUGCAAGAAAUAAGACAGCAAACCAUGUGUGUGUGUGUGUGUGUGUGCGCGUUAGAGGGAUGUGGCUGGAUGAGAAGCUGUGCAGGAGUGCUGGACAGCCCUAUAAAUUGAAAGCUGAUGAAAGAAGCAAAGGCUCAUUAAAGGAGACAGCAGUGCCCCCCUCCUCGAACCCCCCUCUUUCAACAGCUGAGUUGAUGUGGGUCGGCACCACAGUAAACCUGGCCUGUCCUGUGUCUCUGUCCUCUUCUCUCCUUCCCCUGGAUGGUGCUGUCUCCCCUGUGCGUACGGGCCAUAAUGAAGCUGUCAGUGACUUCACACAGCAGCCUCAGAGCUGUACUCAUACGGCGAACACAGACACAGACAUGGACACGUACAUACACACAUGUUUAUACACACUCUGCUGGAAAAGCUGUGGAUGAAUGAACAUUUUCUCUUUUCCUCAUCUACUGUCAUUUCCUGAGUCCCUCUGGUUUGUGGUUGGUGCUCUCCAUCUCUGUUUGCUGUUAAGGUUGACCUUAUCAGAGAAGCCCAUGACAGGAAUACAGCGUGACACACACAUGCACACACACACAGUCAGGGUUUGGUUCAGAGCAAGUCAAUUUUCUGACAAAAUGAAAUGCAACUGCAAACGGGGGGCAUCUUGUGUCUGUGCGUGUGCAUGUGUGCGCACACGUCUGCUUUUUUUUUUUUCCAUGGUGAGAACAUCUAGCAUUUGGAUAUUGAGUAUUCACGGUACAUGUCUAUUUCAUCUCAGUAAUUUAUAACUCAAUUUCCAGUGUGCAUUGAUGCGCUUCAUACCUCCAAAACACAAAACAUGGCCCAAACCCAAUUGUAUUUCAAAGCAAUUAGGGUGUCCACUGAGUUGUGAACACGCCACGUUGCUGUGGUUCUGAGCCCAUGUGAAAUUUUUAAUUGUUAAUUUUCUGUCACAUUAGUCAACUUCAGAGCGCUAGGACAGGUGACUGAGCUCCUGUGGGCGACACAUAAAAUGACACAGAACAUCUUUUCUGUCUUUUGAGGCGGCGUUAGAGGAUGGUGGUUUUUUAUGAGCGAGGUGGAAAAGGCUCCAGUGUAUGUGAGAAGUGAAGUGACAAGAUGGUAGAUCAUAUUUACAGCUAUUUUACGGUCAGAAUCUUCCUAAUGCUUUCGAACAUAUGUGGUGUGUGUCAAUAUUAGUAUUAGUUUAUGGAUCUAAAUUAUUAUCUCAUUUAGACUUUCACCUGAAGCCGCUGCAGGAAAUGGCUUCACCUCUCUGACCCCACAAAAGCCAACAAUGGCAAAAUCCAUAAGAGCAAUUAGCCUGCAUAUCUCCCACCCUGCCCUUUAUUUUUGCACUCAUAGUGUCUUUACAUCACUCUUCCUCUCAUUUUCUCUCUCAACCUCUCAUCAUGUCUCUAAAGGCUGCUAUGUUAAUUAACCGUCCGCUUCUGCACUUGGAUGUUUUUUCUUGCUGAUGCUGCAGACUGCAGUCUACCUCAGCUGUUCGGCUCUUGAGGACAAAGGCCCCAGUCCGCAGCCGCUCCCUGUCUUCUUUCUGCACUCUCAUUUACAAGGGUCAAAGGUGACUACAUGCAUUGUAUUUGUGAUUAUUACCUCUAAAGUGCUAUUGCAUAAAGUAUCAUUAAAAGUCGAUGCAUCUCUCUCUCUCCUCUUCCCCCCCCUCCAGCCCCACAUGCCUAAAACACACACACUCAUUUUGCACGCACCCCCGCACAUCGCCGGCCAUUUAACUGCUAAAAUACGACCCCUUCGCAGAUAAAUGUCACAGGGCCAUCUAUCUGCGAGUGUUAAAAGUCGGCUAAUGGAGAUGACAUAUUAGCAGCCCAAAUGACUGCCAUAAAAACUCUUACCAUACCUCGCAGCGCCGCCCGGCCACUGUGACUGAAACGGGAUAUGAUAGUGGCACUGCAAGUAUCUGUCCCCUGAAACGACAGAGACGGAUGAUGGAGAUGGAGGAUGAUGUCAUAUUUAGAUGGAGGACUUUUUGAUUCAGUGUGAGGCUGCAGGUGUACCAAGGCAUUGAUUGAGGAGGUACGAACACAGAGAUAAAUGUAGAAUAUUUACUGUGUGGUGGCUCUAAAAGGACAUGCACACAUACGUUACAUUUGCUCCAUUUUACUGUGAUAAGUUGUCAUUUUCAGAUGGUUUCCUGAGGCUUCCUCCGAUGAUCAGAACUUGUUUCCCUAGAGUUGCAAAAGCAGAAACAAACAUAUUUACCCACAUGAAGCUGCAGCAACAGGCUAACCAACGUGGCAUCUAUGUGUACAUUUCUAUGUUCUAACCUAUCACAGUGAACACUCUAAUGUUUUGUUUUCUAUCACUAAACGAGAAUGAGCUUUGGUAUCUUUAGAUGAGUUGAAAAGGUAGUUGAGAUCCUCAGACAUCAACCAGAAAUGGACUCGUCAUCACUAGGAUUUAGAGAAAACAAAUGUAUGGAUGCAUGUCCUCUCAGGGCUUCCAGGAAUACACACACACACUCAAUAACACAUCUGAUGUAAUUCCAAUGACCUUUGACCUUUUAUAGAGUUAUAGCCGUCAGAAACCACAGGCCAGGUCAGCUUUGGCUUCAAUGUAAGUGUGUGUCAAUAACAAAGCCCCCUUCAAGAUCAAUACAGAUCCUCCACAGGUACGUGUUCACCUCCUCUCCUCCUCCUAUCUCUUUAUUAAUUACCCUCCUCUAUCCGUGCGUGUCUCCCUCUCUCUGAGUGAAUGGAGCAGUUGUAAUUGCUUCUCUCUGGAGCAGUUAGAAGCGGCACAAAGGAACCGUAUAGAAACCACAUUUGCAUUCAAGAUGAGCUGAGGAGGAGAGGAGGGAGGGAGCACUGCCCUGCUGCCCUACACUGAGCAGCACAUUCACUCUUCCUCUUUCUCUCUCUUCUUCUUCUUCUUUCUCUCAUCUAUUGUCUCUCUCUCUUCAUCCCUCCCUCCACCUUAUCUACUCCCACCACCCAAACCCCCACCUCCGCCUCCUCCUCCCCUUUUACGCCGCACGGCUCCCCUUGCAUUGUCUUUCCCGAGAGUUCCAAGGUCGACGGGAGCUUGCUCAUCAGAGCACAGUAUUGUACACUUAGUGCAGGCGUGGACGAGCUAAUUUGUGUGUGUGUGAGUGUGCACGAUCCUGUAUGGGUGUGUGUGUGUGUGUAUGGCUUGCAUAUAUGUGUAGCAGUAGGUGGUUUUGUGCGUGUGUGUGUGUGUGUGCACAGCAGUAUUUCUAAUAGCUGGUAAAAAGAGGUGAAGGAGGGGAGGCUGUAAUUAAUAACUCAUAAGCACAGAAUUGCAAUUUUUUACAGCCACCAAUAUCUCACCACCUCUUAGACCUAUGCCAUCACUCUCACUCACUCCAGGGGAGUCAUGCACACUCACACACACACACACACACACACACACACAUAUAUAAACUCCUGAGGGCUCCUCUUUUCUCGCUUGAUAAGCAUUUCUCGUUUGUUUCAGGGUUUUGAUCAAUACAGUUAAAACGCCAAACCAAGCAUAAUUAGGUCUGAGAUGGCUCCCACUGUGACUGAAUAGGCUUCACCUGGGGAGGUGCUCACCAUUAUCAUCAUCACUAUACAUGUGUGUAUGCGUGUGUGCGUGCAUGUGCUCGUACCGCACACAGCGUGAUCUAAUAGAAUUGACAAAGUGCACAUUGGGACGUAGAUUAAAGGAGAACGUAGAGCCAUAGGUUGAUUUUUGCAGGUGAUGGAGUCGCCCAUUCGCUGUGCUCUCACUCAUCUCCAUCUUCAUUCCCAUAAUCAUUUAGACAACCUUUACAAUGCAUCUCUGCCAGCACACUCAUUUCAAUAUGUUAUAGGCCACCUCAAUCAUUUUUUAUUGGUUUAUUUACUCAGAACGAUACAUAAAUGGAGACUAGAGGGGUCAUAAAUUGUCCACAAUUACCAUUAUACACAGGGAAGUGACUCUCCUUUGUGCUAUAAUCCAGGGUGAAAACCUUUAUGAAAUCCAUCUCAGACAGUGGAGAAGGACGACUUCGCUGCAUCAGCCCCUCAUUAAAACUAAAAUAAACCUUUAAAGAGUUCCUUGUAGAUCAAUUUUGGUAACAAAUAUCAUAAUUUGAGGCAAACGAAAUGUAAAAGACCCGUUCUGCAGAAGCAUUUUGGGUUUAUCAGCUGCUAUUUCUAGUUUCUGCAUUGUUUUAGGAGGCCUGGUGGACAUUUUUCUUGCAAUGACAGGAGUUAAAAUUAUGUUUGAAACUCAUUAUCUGUCCUUUAGUGGAUAGAAGUGAUAGCAAGAACUUAGUUAAUGUAAAAAAUUAAAGUGUCUCAUCUACUUUGCUACCUGCUUUCCCAUUUGAAUUCAUUAUAAUGAAUAGCUCACAAUUUCAUGAUGACAAACUUGCCAUCUUUCACCCUCUUCAUGCUCUUAAAAAGCAAAAAGCAAAAUAAAAGAAAGAGAGAAAGGAAAGGGCAGUUUAGUCUGGUGUUGGAGCUACGCAUCCCACACAGAGGCUGUAGUCCUUGAGUGGGUGGUCCAGGUUUGAUUCAAAUUUUGUUGCAUGAUGUUUUUGUCAGUACAUGUAAUACGGCUAAAAUGUUAGUGGAAGACUAUCAGACAUCUAAACCUGUGAUAUUUUGCCUCACUGUCAAGGCGAGAGCAAUGCAGUCCUGUAUCAGACUGAUAUAAAUUAGGGGUGCAGCAUUAAUUUCAUCGCUUGUAUACGACAGGUGUGCUGCAGGUAUUAAUUCUCACUGUCUCCAUGCGUCUCUCUCACAUUAUCACUGACGAUUUUUUUCUGAUGCAUGUCAGUAAAAGUGUCACUUUACGAUUUGAUAAUUCUUGUUCUCUCCAAUGUUAUUAUAUUAUUAGCUCCAUGUCAAAGCCUUGUCAUAUCCUAAUUUAGCUGUACGUUAGGCAGUGUAUUAAGUAAGAUGUUUUGUAUUUUUGAUCAACUUUUAGUCAAAAGAUGGCGAUACAGUUCAGAUUGCAGUAAUUUGAAUGUCUGUGCAGCGCUCCUAACACUGCGGGAGCGGUCUGGGACUCUUAAAAAAGGGUAAAACAAAAUCUUUUAUCAACACAGGUGUGUUCAUGGCACACUUAUCUAAAGUCAACAGUAGUAAAUACAGCCACAAAAGAGCACAAUAUUUCUUCAUAGUGGACGAAGGAUCAUUCCUCAAGUUACCACAUUUAUCUGUGUGUAAUAUACAGUCCUUACCUGAGUAGAUAAGAGAGAAUAGCACAGCAGCACUACAUUAUAGAGGAGGGUGGGUUGAAUGAUCCAACUGAGCUCAAGAAGUAUUACAAGUGUAACAAGUGAAAGUGUCACAAGAGUAAGGUCGUGCUUUUUAGAUUGAAACCUCAGCUAAAUGCAUGUGCUUGAAGAGAGACGUCAUUUUGACUCAUGGUAAUGACUUUUUACUGACUAGAACCAGAUCCAGAGUUUUCUAUAGUUAAAACAGAUACUGAAAAGGGGGCAAAAAUGACUAAAAUGUGACCAGGUGGGUCAUGCCCAUUCAAGCAAGUGUAACAGUGUGGUAUAUAUCUCACCACAUUUUAAAAAUGUUGUUUUUUUAUGCCUUAAUUUUUUACAAUUUUAUGAUGAUUUUUAUUGCAUCCUCUAAUCAGUAAAACUGGUUCAAGACCAUAGAAGUCCUCCACGUUUGCUUCAUAUUAUACCCCAGAAAGCAUCCACCCCCCUCCCUGAAGUUAG
Messenger RNA from Xyrichtys novacula (pearly razorfish), 13582 nucleotides. The record is from the annotation of a GenBank genome assembly. NCBI's taxonomy places the organism in Eukaryota, Metazoa, Chordata, Actinopteri, Labriformes, Labridae.